Lolium rigidum is the source of this 813-nucleotide messenger RNA. RefSeq names its product superoxide dismutase [Mn] 3.4, mitochondrial. NCBI's taxonomy places the organism in Eukaryota, Viridiplantae, Streptophyta, Magnoliopsida, Poales, Poaceae. The transcript has 6 exons. Gene Ontology annotation, biological process: superoxide metabolic process. The record is from RefSeq and is a predicted model, not a curated record. Gene Ontology annotation, molecular function: superoxide dismutase activity; metal ion binding. Gene Ontology annotation, cellular component: mitochondrion. The coding region runs from base 16 to 708 and encodes 230 amino acids.
AAAAGACACGCAGCCAUGGCGCUCCGCACAUUGGCCUCGAAGAAAACCCUAGCGGCGGCGCUCGGCGCCGCCAGGCCGCUGGCGACGAGGGGGGUGGCGACGUUCACGCUCCCCGACCUCCCGUACGACUACGGCGCGCUGGAGCCGGCCAUCUCCGGCGAGAUCAUGCGCCUGCACCACCAGAAGCACCACGCCACCUACGUUGCCAACUACAACAAGGCGCUCGAGCAGCUUGACGCCGCUGUCUCUAAGGGCGACGCUUCCGCCGUCGUCCAACUCCAGGGCGCCAUCAAGUUCAACGGCGGCGGUCAUGUGAACCAUUCAAUCUUCUGGAAGAACCUCAAGCCUGCUAAUGAGGGUGGGGGUGAGCCACCUCAUGGCAAACUUGGCUGGGCCAUUGAUGAGGACUUCGGUUCUUUUGACAAGCUUGUAAAGAAGAUGAAUGUGGAGGGUGCUGCUUUACAAGGAUCUGGAUGGGUGUGGCUGGCGUUGGAUAAAGAGGCAAAAAAGCUUUCAGUUGAAACUACUGCUAAUCAGGACCCUCUGGUGACUAAAGGAGCAAAUCUGAUUCCUUUGUUGGGGAUUGAUGUCUGGGAGCACGCGUACUACCUGCAGUACAAAAAUGUCAGGCCAGACUACUUGAACAACAUCUGGAAGGUGGUGAACUGGAAAUAUGCUGGCGAAGAAUACGAAAAUGUGGCUGUGUGAUACUAUGUCUGAAUAGGCGUUGCUUUGCUCUUUGCUUGCCGACUGUGUUGGAUCUUUAUAAGCAAUAAAUGCGUAAUGCACAAUGCAGAUUUUGCGUUCUUGUUA